UUGCAACCUCAGCAUCCUCUGCAAGACCCUGUGACUUAACCUCUGCUGACAUCAGCUGUGACCAGGGUAGGGGUUCAGUCCUUGGGGUCUCCCUCCCGCCCCUGUUUGUGGGGACAGACAUGGAAGAUGGACCUUCUUCUGCAGGCUGCUUUAGAAGGUUUACAGACUGCUUCUUAAGCCCAAAUCUGACAGAUGAAAAAGUAAAAGCCUAUCUUUCUCUUCACCCCCAAGUACUUGAUGAUUUUGUGUCAGAAAGUGUUAGCUUUGAAACAGUAGAAAAAUGGAUGAAGAAGAAAAACCAAUAUGAAGAUUUGACUCCAUCAGAUAUCAGCAGGCAGUACCAGGAUACGAAUAUGCAAGGAGUGGUGUAUGAACUUAAUAGUUAUAUGGAACAGCGACUAGAUGCUGGCGGCGACAAUAAAUUACUUCUUUAUGAAUUAAGUGACAUCAUAAAAACAGCUACAAAGGCAGAUGGAUUUGCACUAUAUUUCCUGGGAGAAUGCAAUAAUAGUCUAUGUUUGUUCACGCCAACUGGAAUGAAGGAAGGACAUUCGCAGCUUUCUCCUGCUGGGCCUGUUGAAUACGGCACCACAACAUCUGCACAUGUAGCCAAAACCAGAAACACUUUAUUAGUAGAAGAUAUUCUGGGGGAUGAGCGGUUUCCCAAAGGUACUGGACUGGACUCAGGGACUCGCAUCCAGUCUGUUCUUUGUUUGCCGAUUGUCACUGCAAUUGGUGAUCUAAUUGGAAUCUUGGAACUUCACCGGCACUGGGGUAAAGAAGCAUUCUGUCUUAGUCACCAACAAGUGGCAACAGCAAAUCUUGCCUGGGCAUCAGUAGCAAUACAUCAAGUGCAAGUAUGUAGAGGCUUGGCGAAACAGACUGAGUUAAAUGACUUCCUACUUGAUGUUUCAAAAACAUACUUUGAUAAUAUAGUUGCAAUAGAUUCUCUACUUGAACACAUAAUGAUAUAUGCAAAAAACCUGGUAAAUGCAGAUCGGUGCGCCCUGUUCCAGGUUGAUCAUAAGAACAAAGAAUUGUAUUCCGAUCUCUUUGACAUUGGUGAAGAGGAUGGUGGAAAGCCAGUUUUCCAGAAGACCAAAGAAAUCAGAUUCUCGAUUGAAAAGGGAAUAGCUGGACAAGUUGCCAGAACAGGGGAAGUUCUUAACAUUCCUGAUGCCUAUGCAGAUCCACGCUUUAAUAGGGAUGUUGAUGUUUAUACAGGUUAUACAACAAGAAACAUUCUGUGCAUGCCUAUCGUGAGCAGAGGUAGCGUCAUAGGUGUUGUACAGAUGGUGAACAAACUUAGUGGAAGUGCCUUCUCUAAAACAGAUGAGAACAACUUCAAAAUGUUUGCUGUUUUCUGUGCUUUAGCCUUACACUGUGCAAACAUGUACCACCGAAUACGCCAUUCAGAGUGUAUUUACCGAGUAACUUUGGAAAAAUUGUCAUAUCAUAGUAUUUGCACUUCAGAUGAGUGGCAGAACCUCAUGAACUGCACCCUCCAGGAAUCUUUGUGUAAAGAAAUAGCACUAUAUCACUUUGAUAUUACACCAUUUGAAGACCUUUGGCCAGCAAUUUAUGUAUAUAUGAUCCAUCAAUCUUGUGGUAAGAACUGUUUUGAAUUAGAAAAGUUGUGCAGGUUCACCAUGUCGGUGAAAAAGAACUAUCGGCGAGUACCAUACCACAACUGGAAGCACGCAGUAACCGUAUCUCACUGCAUGUAUGUCAUCCUUCAACAUAACCAUGAUCUAUUCACAGACUUGGAGAGGAAAGGGCUUUUAAUUGCAUGUUUGUGCCAUGAUUUGGACCACAGGGGAUAUAGCAACAGCUAUCUACAAAAAUUUGAUCACCCUUUAGCAGCUUUGUAUUCCACUUCUACAAUGGAACAACACCACUUCUCCCAGACUGUGUCUAUCUUGCAGCUGGAAGGGCACAAUAUCUUUUCCAACCUAAGUUCCAAUGAAUAUGAACAAGUUCUGGAAAUCAUACGCAAAGCCAUCUUGGCCACAGACCUUGCAUUGUAUUUUGGAAAUAGAAAGCAUUUGGAGGAACUUCACCAAAAAGGAGCACUAAACUUUAAUAACCAAGCACACAGAGAUCGUGUAAUUGCCUUGAUGAUGACAGCUUGUGAUCUUUGCUCAGUGACUAAGUUAUGGCCAGUUACUAGGAUGAUAGCUGAUGAUAUUUACGCAGAAUUUUGGUCAGAGGGUGAUGAAAUGAAAAGGAUAGGAAUUUCACCAAUACCAAUGAUGGACAGAGAUAAAAAAGAUGAGAUUCCUCAGGGCCAGAUGGGAUUCUACAAUGCUGUAUCUAUUCCUUGUUACACAACUCUUGCACAAAUAUUUCCUUCCACAAAACCCCUCCUUCAGGCAUGCAGGGAUAAUCUCAACCAGUGGGAGAAAGUAGCUAAAGGAGAAGACACCGCUAUGUGGAUCCCAUCACAUUCAUUGACAACAGAGUCAUCGGAUUCUCUUCCAGUUAAGAUUGAUGACUGAUGAGCAGCAAUCAUCUACUCUAAAGGGGACAUUUUUGAAUGAGACAGUAACGGAAGAAAAGCCAAAAUUCAGUGGAUAGUAAUGCCUAGAGUGUUUGUUGGCAAAUGUCUACUAUCCAUGACCUUACAAAAGACAAGAAAAUGUAACUACAACAAAUGAAUACAUUGACUAAUUUAGUUUGUUUUUUUAAUUCAGGAAGUGACCUUUUCUGUAAGCUGCGUUUAUGAAUCUUGUUAUAAAUGUGACCUGCAU
Messenger RNA from Bombina bombina (fire-bellied toad), 2750 nucleotides. It is a transcript of the gene PDE10A, whose product is annotated as phosphodiesterase 10A. The record is from RefSeq and is a predicted model, not a curated record. Gene Ontology annotation, biological process: signal transduction; negative regulation of receptor guanylyl cyclase signaling pathway. Gene Ontology annotation, molecular function: protein binding; 3',5'-cGMP-stimulated cyclic-nucleotide phosphodiesterase activity. NCBI's taxonomy places the organism in Eukaryota, Metazoa, Chordata, Amphibia, Anura, Bombinatoridae. Bases 120 to 2498 code for a protein of 792 amino acids. The transcript has 22 exons.